AUGGCGAACUUAUGGAAGAAAACUCGAAUAGAAGUUGGCAAUGUUUCAUUUAAACAAGAACUUGACUCAUUUGCUUUACUCAUGACAAUCAAGAAUUGCGAUUUCCUAGAAAUAAAUCAAGCGCAAACUUUGAAAAGUUUUGGAAUUCAAUGCGACGAGUACUUAAAGCUGAAUCAUCUUUCGCAAACUUCAGUAAAUCUUCAGAGGGAAACACAAUUAAAGCACAUUGCACUUGUAGAAAUUAAAUUUGAUUGCAUAAAGCAACAAAAUAUCUAA
This is a messenger RNA of Clunio marinus, 276 nucleotides long. NCBI's taxonomy places the organism in Eukaryota, Metazoa, Arthropoda, Insecta, Diptera, Chironomidae. The record is from the annotation of a GenBank genome assembly.